UCCGGAUCUGAUUGAAGCAAGAGCCUGAACUGAGCAUACAGCCAUUUCUUGCCAGUGUCGGCCCUGUCUUGACUGAACAGAUAGCAGUACUGAAUAGGUUCUGAGUCCCCCUAUCAGUGGCAAAGAUUAUUUUCUUUUUGCAUAUGCUUAUCUCCGCCAUGGCCUUCUCAGGACUUCUGAAUGAUGCUGAUAUCACUGCUGCCCUGCAGAGCGUCUCAGCUGUAGACUCCUUCAACUAUAAAAACUUCUUUGCCAAGGCUGGCAUCUCUGGCAAAAGUGCUGACCAGCUGAAGCAAAUCUUUGCAGUCCUUGACCAGGACAAGAGUGGCUUCAUUGAGGAAGAUGAGCUGAAACUGUUCCUGCAGAACUUCUCCUCUGGUGCAAGAGCUCUUAGUGAUGCAGAGACAAAGGCCUUCAUGCAGGCAGGUGACAGUGAUGGUGAUGGCAGAAUUGGAGUUGAAGAGUUCCAGUCCCUGGCAAAGAACUAAAUAAAACAAGCCAAAGACCAAGUUUUGAUUGUUCU
Protopterus annectens (West African lungfish) is the source of this 523-nucleotide messenger RNA. RefSeq names its product parvalbumin alpha-like. Gene Ontology annotation, cellular component: nucleus; cytoplasm. The transcript has 5 exons. Bases 144 to 488 code for a protein of 114 amino acids. The record is from RefSeq and is a predicted model, not a curated record. Gene Ontology annotation, molecular function: calcium ion binding. Lineage: Eukaryota; Metazoa; Chordata; Ceratodontiformes; Protopteridae.